AUGCUUACCGAACAGUUCAUCGCAUCCAUAUCUGCGUCAACCAAACCGAAUGCUGGUGUCACGAAAGAUGCAGGCAUUUUCUUCCACGAAUUCCAGCCAUUGCCCGCACAGCGAUAUGUCUUCAAGAAGAGCGCAACGCCGCCAAACUGCCUUGCCGUGAGCAGGUCGCAUAUUUUCGCAGCGCAGGCCGAGAAAGCAGUGGUCCAUAUCUAUAGCAGGGAGAAGGGGAAUCAGGAGGCUAUCGUGCCCUUCCAGGAGAGGAUACGGAGUAUUGCGUUGGCGUCAAAAGAUACGGCGCUGCUGCUGGGGAUGGAGAGUGGGCGGAUAUUGGCAUGGGAGAUAUGCUCAGGGCGCCUAGUAUCCACCUCAACCUCGCAUCUCCAGCCCGUUACAGCCAUCGUAGUAGACCCGGCCUCUAAUUUCUUUCUUUCCGGUUCUUCGGAUUCUAUGAUUCAUGUCUGGAAUCUACCUUCAAUUCUGUCUUUCUCCCCAGACGCAUCGCGCGCCCCUAUACGCACACUCUCUUCUCACCGCAGUCCCAUCACAGGGCUGACAUGCGGACACAGCCACAGCACUGCUAAUCUUGCCAUCUCAAUCUCUCAGGACAAGUCUGCAAUAGUAUGGGAUUAUCACAAUGGGCAAGCGCUGCGAACGUACCUCCUCCCUGCGUCUCCAAUGGCUGUGACGCUAGACCCUGCAGAUCGUGCUAUUUAUGUAGCGUACGAAGACGGCAGUUUGCAGACCAUAUCUUUCUAUGACGAGGUUCAGCAGUCGACGCCAACUGAUCUCCUCCGCGACUCAUCCUCAUUACAUCGGCCCAUACAACCUUCUCCGAAGACGAGGUUUAACGCUGAAUCCCAGAAACUUGGCGGUGCGUUGAGCUUAAGCUUGUGCUGGGAUGGCACGACACUCAUUUCCGGGCACUCAAGUGGCAAGAUGGCAGUUUGGGACCUCGCAAAGGGCAACUAUAUAUCCACGAUAGCCAGCCUUCCAGGGCCUGUGACGAAUUUGCAAUUCCUGCCUCCGACUGGUUUCCCCAAUGCAUCGGAACCAAAAUGUAAGAUCCACACAGUUGUAAAACCAAGACAGGAUUUGGGAGCGGUCAAUGGUGGAAGCGGACUCGUCCCUGCCAAUUAUACAUUGAACAUGCAGUUCACAGGACGGUUGUCAAUACCAAACAUUUCGGCAGCGGAAUCGAGAAGAUCUGAGAAGACUGGGUUUGAAGAGGCAUUAAACCAUCCCAGCUUCCCCACUCAUAUGCUAGAAGAGAGCCUUGCCGAGCUUGAGACUUGGAAUUCUCAGCCUAACGGGCACGUCGCUUCCACAUCAGACUUUCUCUCAUUCUCUUCAUUAGAUGGGAGUGCGCAAGAUGGGGAGGACGAAGUCAAGGAGCUGAAAAAGCAAUUAGCAAGCCUGCAAAGAGUGCAAAAAGUGACGUUUAAGCAAUUAGCAGAUUUGCGGGAAGAGAAGCAGUGGUUCACCAGGCGAGAAAAGAGGAGAGCUGUACGAAAAGAGCUCCGAGCAAAGAAGAAAUUCGGUCUCCUUAAUAACGACGGUGAUGGAGAUGUGAAAAUGGGUGACGCUAGUAAAGGCAGUGGAUCUGAAGACAUCGAAUCGGGGUCAAGUGAAGUUGACACAGACGACAACGACGAAAAUAACUCUGCAUCCUCAAAAUCUGGAAGCGGAAGGGAAAGUAGCGGAGAUUCUUCGGAUUGA
Messenger RNA from Lindgomyces ingoldianus, 1716 nucleotides. RefSeq names its product WD40 repeat-like protein. Gene Ontology annotation, cellular component: nuclear pre-replicative complex. Lineage: Eukaryota; Fungi; Ascomycota; Dothideomycetes; Pleosporales; Lindgomycetaceae. Gene Ontology annotation, biological process: rRNA processing; DNA-templated DNA replication. Bases 1 to 1716 code for a protein of 571 amino acids. Gene Ontology annotation, molecular function: protein binding. The record is from RefSeq and is a predicted model, not a curated record. The transcript is spliced from 2 exons.